Molecule: messenger RNA, 1374 nt
Organism: Penicillium antarcticum
Lineage: Eukaryota; Fungi; Ascomycota; Eurotiomycetes; Eurotiales; Aspergillaceae
Product: glycoside hydrolase family 76 protein
Exons: 4
Coding region: 1-1374 (457 amino acids)
Biological process (GO): fungal-type cell wall biogenesis; carbohydrate catabolic process
Molecular function (GO): mannan endo-1,6-alpha-mannosidase activity
Source: RefSeq, a predicted model, not a curated record
AUGCAAUUAUCUGGCACAUGGCCCAUGCUUAGCGGCUUUAUCACAUUCUUGAUCUUUUCAUGUUUAGUGCGGGCCAUUGAUUUAGACAUCAAUGAUCAAGACUCUCUCCAAGAUGCUGCCAGUACGACGGUCUACGCGGCCAUGAAAUACUAUUACGGAAAUGAGACUGGACAAAUUCCCGGUGCUUUCCCCGACAAAUGGUGGGAAGGCUCAGCAUUGUUCAUGGUGCUGCUCCAGUACUGGCAUUGGACCGGCGACACAACCUAUAACGAGGAGCUGAGCAUCGGAAUGGAGCACCAGGGUGGUGAUGACGGAAACUACAUGCCCAGCAACUACAGUAGCUACCUGGGCAAUGACGACCAGUCAUUCUGGGGCCUUGCAGCGAUGAUGGCAGCCGAGUUGCAGUUCCCCGAUGUCUCCGAUGGGUUCUCCUGGCUUUCUUUGGCUCAGGGCACCUUCAAUUCGCAGGUGAAGCGGUGGGACACCACGGCAUGUGGUGGUGGACUUCGGUGGCAGAUUUUCCCUUACCAGUCUGGAUACGCGAUGAAAAACACGGUAUCCAACGGUGGUCUGUUCCAAUUGUCUGCUCGUCUUGCUCGCUACACCAAUGAUAAACAAUAUACCGAUUGGGCGGAGAAGAUCUGGGAUUGGACCGAGGAUUCGGUCUUGCUCAACAACCAGACAUGGUUUGUUGCUGAUUCGACUGAUAUGUCCAAUGAUUGCAAGACCAGUGGCAACUAUCAGUGGACAUAUAACUAUGGUACUUUUAUGAUGGGCGCAGCCUACAUGUACAACUUGACCAAUGGCGACGACAUCUGGUUGACACGAGUAAACGGUCUCCUCACCAAAAUGUCCAAGACAUUUUUCAUCAACAAUAACGUCCUGGAGGAUGUAACCUGCGAGCCAACAGAGCAAUGUAACAACAACGAAAUUCUCUUCAAGGGACUCGUAUCAUCAUGGCUAGCAUUCACGGCACUCCUCGUCCCAUCAACCUACGACACAAUCGUACCAAAACUCCAAAGCUCCGCCCAAGCCGCCGCAAAGUCCUGUACCGGAAAAGGCAACAACACAUGCGGUGUACGCUGGUAUAAAUCAGCAUGGGAUGGCUGGCAGGGAAUGGAGGAGGAAAUCAGUGCCUCGAACAUCUUCCUUGCCAACAUGAUCGGCUUCGACAAUGGCAAGAAAGGGCCCGUGACUGCUGAUACUGGUGGUAAUAGCACCAGUAACCCGAAUGCGGGUGAGGGCAGUGGUGACUCGUCUAGUCAUAACUUUGCUCCUAUUAGUACCGGUGACAAGGCCGGUGCUAGUAUCUUGACCCUUAUCUUGGUCUUUGGGUGGGUUGGUGCUAUGGGCUUUAUGCUUCUUGGAGGCUGA